ACAAAGAUGGCGAAUGCGGACUGAUGUGCAAUCGUCUGCUUUGUCAAAGUCGAAAAGGAUGGAUUUUCUCUUCAUGGCGUUUAUAUAUACUUUAAUUUUUGUUACCCUAUCAUAUUUAGUUUUUUUUGGAAGUACUGACUUUCAUCGAACUGGUUUAGUAGGUUUUCUACGAAGAAAAUUGUUUUCAGUGAGUGUCUUGUCUUUUUGUGUAGCUCUUCUGCGCCUACAUAUAGCUGAAGUUAAGUCUUUUUUUAACGCUAAGCAAAACUAAUCAAUUAUCAUUGAAAUAAGCAAUUGCGGAAUUGUGUCAGAUAUGCCUUUGUUGGUUGAGUAAGCACGUAGAUGUCUUUGUCCAUGAAAUUAAAGCAAUGUUAUUUAUCUUUAAUUUAGGUUGCCCAUUUAACGAAGUCUACUUUUGAAAAGUGCGUUCCAGCAGCUUUAACUGGCAUCAUAAGAAGUGCUACAACUUAUCUCUUGUUUAAAAGGUAUGCUAAGUUAUUUUAAAGGCUUUGAUUUAGGAGCAAGGUAUUGUUUGAUUUUUAAAAGUCGCGUGACAAGUCAGUCGCCUGACAUGAGGGUAACAGCUUCCUUGUUCUUAACACCUGUCUGCAGAGUAUGGCAGAUGCGUGCUCAAUUUUCUUCCUGUCUUACUUAAACGUACAUUCCACGUGGCAGAAUCCCUUUUGCAUGCAUGAGAUCUCGACGAGUUCUGCCGUACUGUCUGCAGACUGCAGUCUCAUUCUAAUAUCAAUCCGUCCUCUCUCCACUUCCCUUUGACGCCACACACGUUAUAACACUUACAUUUGAAAAAUUACAAGCCUAUUACCAUCUGGUAGGAAACUUGAACUGUUUUUUGUAGUGGAUGUUGCUGUAUUUUUUCUCCAGACUUUUUACCCGUUAGAUAAUGAAUUUUAUCAAAUGAGUCAACAGUGGGAAUUGGUAGAGAAGUUCUAAAGCUGACAUUUAGAGUGUUUUGAAUUGAUAACUUUGUAAACUUUCAUUUCAGAUAAUUUAAUUUUGUCUCUUUCUAGAAAUCCUUGUAUUCAGCUUCUUUAUGGCUUCCUUAUGAGUGGAGGGACUGCUAUCUACAGCUUCAAAGUCAUUCCUUACUUUGACAAAAUGAAUACAUUUAGCAUUGUUACAUAUAUUCUUAUAGCCAUCAAUGUGGUGCUGUUUUGGGUUUGUUGUACACAUGAUCCUGGUGUGAUAAAAGUGACAAAUCACACUGAGUACAUGAAUGACUAUAACCCUGAUGGUGUAUAUUACACAACACAAGAGUGUUCUACAUGCAAGUUUAUUAAGCCAGCAAGAUCAAAACAUUGCUGUAAGUACAUUAAUUGUUGAUAUGUACUUAACUAUUACCUCCCAGUAGUCUCUUUAAAACAUCAAAUUCAAGCCAGGUUGUUAUUAAUUAUUUGACACUAUCUGAAACUACAUACAGGUGCCAAAAGAGUGUGUGGGAGAUGUGGUGGCCUGGAUGCUAGCAUGCUGGACUCUGGGUUAAGAGGUUCAGCCAUGCAUGUUGAUUGGCUGUAAAACUUAAUACCAACCAAUAUCUGUGAAAAAAAAAAGAGUUCAAGUCUGCUUUUGAACCAAAAGGUCUAAGAACAAAGGAAUUGAUCACCAUUAUCUAGGGUGGGGGGCAUUGGGAUUUUCACUUUUGCAGUUUUGACUAUUUUUAAGAUUGGUUUUUCAAUUGUUGUGUCAAAAAACUUCAGUUUUUCAGUUUUGGUGUUCAUGCAGUUUGCAUAUUUUCCAUUUUUUAGUAUUUGGUUUUCGGUUUUUGUGAAAAAUUCUAAUAGGUUUUCAGAUUUAAUAUCUAUGUGGUUUUUGGUUUUUCCUAUUUGGGUUCCAUUUUCAUCUGAGUGGCAAUUAUGGGCCUCUAGUGAUCUGGAAUAGUUGCAAAACCUCUGUAUGCUCCACUUGUCACCACUGUUGUGGAUUGAUUAGGAUUUUGACAACUGGGAUGUGAAAAUUUAUCGGUUUUGAUGGUUUUGCAUAGGGUUUUUGGCUUUUGAUCAAAUUUUUUUUUGGUUUUGCAAUUUUGGAUGAAUUUUUUCUAUGGUUUUGCAUUUUCUAAUGACCCCAGUGCCCUCACCCCCUCUUUUUAAGAGGCUCUUGACUGUUUGAAACAAAUUCUCCCCAUGUAUGACAAGAAAUGUAGAGAGGAAAGUUUGGAGAAUAACCAUAUUGAUGUCAAGGUGUAGGGAGUUGAGUGUCUUACCUAAGAUCACAACAACAUGACAGGGUAAGGGUUUGAAUCAACACCUCUUCACCUGGAGUCCAGCUUGCUCAGCAUUAGGCCAUCUAUGAUGGCAACAGCAGCCUGUUUGUGUAGAUAACAAUGAGAUUUUGAGUACAAUUUUGUGUUAAUAAGUGCAAGUAAAUUUUUCAAAGACAACUAAACUUACUUAUGCUUAUUGACACCACAUUGCACUCAAAAUCAUGUUGUCACUUUAUAAUGAUUUAUGUGAAAAAAAGCAUUACAGAAUAUCUACAUGGACAAAAUUUUUACAUAAAAUUUUUAUUGUUUGCACUCCUGUUAAGACUUUGCACUCAAGUUACAUGAAAAAUGCACUCAUUUUCAGCUUAUCAGACAUGUGCAAUUUUUUCUUGUAUAUUAUUACAAAUUGAAAGAAAACCCUGUUUAACCCUUUAACUCCCAUGGGAGACCAAGACAGAGUUUCUCCUUACAAUAUCAAUACAAUACCAGGCAGACAAGUGAUGAGAAUAAAGAAAAAUAUCAAUUAGGGGAUCAUAAGUUGAUCAAAUGCCAAAUUCUCAAAAUCAACAUAACAAGAAUUGUAUAGCAGACUGUAAGGAGGAUUUCUAAUGAGAUCUUGGGAGUUAAAGGGUUAAUACAGCCUGACAUCACCCCAGUUAUGCUUUUACUCAUUGACAUGUUCUGGUGACUCUAUUAUUUUAUUUCAACAGCUCUAUGUGAUGUGUGUGUGAGUCGUUUUGACCAUCACUGCUCCUGGGUGAACAACUGCAUUGGAAAGAAAAACUACAAGUUCUUCUUGUGUUUCAUCAUAAGUACUGCAAUACUUUGCGUGUAUGGGACACUUGUGAUGGCAGUUGUGUUUGGUUAUAUUGUACUCUCAAAAGGCCUGAUCACCAUGAAUUAUGAGGCCUCUGAUGGAAAGCGUUAUCCUGUAGGAAUCAGAUUUUUAACCCAGGUAAUUCAUAUUAAAAUUGGAUAAUUUACAUUGUCAUACAAGAUCCACUGCAUACCCCUCUAAAUUAUAUCAUGAACAGAACUUCAUGAUGAAGAGUAGAUGAUAAAUAAAUCUUGUGCCUGAGGCCAACUUGCAUAGCUGUUGGAACUUAUUCUGGCCUCUAUAGCAUGAAACAACUGGGAGUAAUAUUUCAUCUGAGGGAUUGGCCCCUAACAGGGUAUUCCCCUGCAUUUUGUCAGCCUUUCCCUACAGUUCAACCCUACUCAUUUAUACCCUUGGGGACACCUUUAGGUAGAAUGCAUCCCAUCACCAUCAGCCACUAGAAAUUCAUCAAAUUUCCCUGCAUACCAAUUUUCUGCUACCAUUAAUAAUCUUGGGUGGAGAGAGGCACUGUGGGAGAAGAACAGUUUCUUGCCUGAAAACACAACACAAUGACUCAGCCAGGGCUCUAACCCAGACCUCUCAAAUCGCCGUCCAGCAUAUCUACCAGUAGGACACUUGAGUAUGCAUUUCGAGUGACAUAAAACCAAAACCAAUCAUAACAGCCAAUCAGAACAUAGGAAAAUAACACGAGCAGAAAAUGAGACCUCGGGGUAAAAACAAGGAAACUACCCGAAGCGCCAAGCCACGAAAUGACCUUAGUGCCAGAUCUGAUUGGCUGAGAAAGUGGCGCGUGUUUUCUAGACCAAUUACAAAGCGAAUUAAAGCAAAACCAGAGCAACCCUGAAUAACUUUCGUCAAUCUCUUGGAAAUUUUUGCAACGACAGAAAUUGCUGCAGCAGUAACUCCUUUUAUCUUUUCCUUGCAGUAUUUGCUGGUUCGGCAACCCUUGCUGGCAAUACUAUUCCUUGUUGUUUUGUUCUUUGGUGUGGCCAUGACAGGAUUCUUCUUAUUUCAUUUCUACCUUGUUCUUACAAAUCAGACCACGAAUGAAUUUUACAAACGUCAUUAUUAUGGUAAAUCCCACCCAAAGUUAUCUCGGCAGUCAAAAAUCGUCUCGUCUCAGACUGAGAAAACAAUGAUACGAACGACGAGACGAAGGACUUUAACCCGUAACAAAGAAACCUCGUCAAGAACUUCGACUAAUGAUGUAGUAGCUACAGAAAAAUUGCCAUCUCCGAGGACUAGUACACCAUAUUACAUUGGAAUUUGGAGAAAUAUUACAGAAGUAAUGCGCGUGUGAUUGAGGAAAAAAAGAAAGAUUUGGGAGAGAUUGUGAGAUGGAUGUUUUAGCGCUGCCAGGAGAGGGCGCAUUAAUGCAACUUGCAUGUGUUCAUUGUAGAUUUCUGCAGCGUUUACUUUCAUUUUGUUCGAUGAAAAAUAUCUUUUUGGACACUAAUAUUUUGAAGGAAAAGAAGUUUGAUCGAGGAAGUUUGGUAUUCUUAAUUGCAUUUCAACCCAUUAAAAAAAGUUACAAUA
Messenger RNA from Pocillopora meandrina, 4598 nucleotides. The record is from the annotation of a GenBank genome assembly. Lineage: Eukaryota; Metazoa; Cnidaria; Anthozoa; Scleractinia; Pocilloporidae.